Toxotes jaculatrix (banded archerfish) is the source of this 1233-nucleotide messenger RNA. RefSeq names its product potassium channel subfamily K member 13. Gene Ontology annotation, cellular component: membrane. NCBI's taxonomy places the organism in Eukaryota, Metazoa, Chordata, Actinopteri, Toxotidae. The record is from RefSeq and is a predicted model, not a curated record. Gene Ontology annotation, biological process: stabilization of membrane potential; potassium ion transmembrane transport. The coding region runs from base 1 to 1233 and encodes 410 amino acids. The transcript has 3 exons. Gene Ontology annotation, molecular function: potassium ion leak channel activity.
AUGAAUGAAGACAACGCCCGUUUCUGCCUGCUGGCUGGGUUAAUCCUGCUCUACUUACUGUGUGGGGCGGCCAUCUUCUCAGCCCUGGAGCAUCCCUUUGAGCUGCGCGCCCGCCGCCUCUGGAAACAACAGCUGGACAACUUCACUCAGAGAUACAGGGUCAACAUGGGUGCCCUUCAUACCCUGCUGCGACAGUACGAGGAGGCAAAUGGAGCUGGGAUCAGAGUGGACACGUUGAGACCUCGCUGGGACUUUUCUGGAGCUUUCUACUUUGUGGGCACGGUGGUCUCCACUAUUGGGUUUGGCAUGACCACACCAGCAACCAUAGCUGGAAAAAUAUUCUUGAUCUUCUAUGGCCUCAUUGGCUGUGCUGCCACCAUCCUCUUCUUUAACCUCUUCCUGGAGAGGAUCAUCACGAUGUUAGCUUACAUCAUGCGCUGGUGUCAUGAGCGUCGGCUGAGGUGUGGUGGGGUUGGGGUGAUGUCGAGCAGGGAGGAGAUGUCUGGUGAGGAGGACAGCCUGGAGGGCUGGAAACCGUCUGUCUAUUAUGUUAUGCUGAUCCUGGGGGUAGCAUCCAUUGUGAUCGCAUGCAGUGCCUCCACCUUGUACAGCUCCAUGGAGAACUGGAGCUACGUGGACUCCCUCUACUUCUGUUUUGUGGCCUUCAGCACCAUCGGCUUUGGGGACCUGGUGAGCAGUCAGAGACAGCAGUAUGAGUCUCAGGAGGCCUACCGGCUGGGGAACUGUCUGUUCAUCCUUAUGGGAGUAUGUUGUAUUUACUCACUUUUCAAUGUUAUUUCCAUCGUCAUCAAACAAACUUUGAACUGGAUUCUGGGUAAGCUGGUCUGCUCGGGGCACCAGAGGCGCCUGCCUGCACACCUCAGGCAAAAACGCUUAAAACGCAACACUGUGCAGCCCAUCUCAUCCCACUGCCCUGCAGGAAGACACCGCUACACAGACGGCUCAGUGGAGACGGUGUUCGACAGUGAGACGGAUGCAGGUGCAGUAGCUGAUGGGGUAUGCGUGGGGCGUCGUCUGUCGGGAGAGAUGAUCUCCGUCAAUGAGUUCAUGGUGUCCAACAAGGUGUCUCUGGCACUGCUGCAGAAGCAGCUGAGCGAAACAGCUCAUCAGGGCCCAAGGCAGAGCUACGGCCAUCAAAAUGGAUUCUCUGGUGGUGUGGGGGCCCUGGCCAUCAUGAAUAAUCGCCUACAAGAAACCAGUGUGGAUAGGUAG